UAAAUAAACCUACAGCAGCAGAUGCUGUUACAGAACAACCAGCCCAGUUGGAGGACAUAUUAAGGGAUGAGAACAAAACAACAGUCAGAUCUUUUAGUGAUGGGACAUAUAGCUGGCCCACAAAAAGCCCAUUACUGCAGGACAUCCAUGUUCCAACAAGUCAGGAUGAAGCUUUCAAGAUGGUUUUGUGGAACAGCUCUAACCAAGAGCAUCCAGAAGACCCCAUAACUUCCCAUAAUGAGGCUUACUGGAUAGUUGGAAACUGGAGUGAAUGUUCCACCACAUGUGGCGGAGGAGCUUUUUGGAGGGAAGUGGAAUGCAGCACCAAGAAGGACGCUGACUGCCAGCACAUUACAAAACCUGAUCCAGCAAGAAGGUGCUACCUCCGCCCAUGUGCCCAGUGGAAAGCGGGCCACUGGAGCAAGUGCUCUUCAUACUGUGGAGGUGGAUUCAAAACUCGUGACGCUUUUUGCCUCGAUGUGCGUGACAACAGAAUUCUGCGGCCGUUCCAUUGCCAGAUAGUAGAGCGCAAGCCUCAGCUGACUAUGAGCUGUAAUGAGGAGCCCUGCUUCAAGUGGCAUGUGGAGCCCUGGAAUGAGUGUCCUGUUUCAUGCGGUGGAGGUAUACAACAAAGAUCUGUGCAGUGCAUCAAUGUGGAAGGGCACCUAGUUCCCAAUGAAAGCAUAUGUGAGCACAAGGCCAAGCCACCAGAUGUGCAGAAAUGCAACCUGCAUGACUGCAUGGAAAGUGCAAGUGGACUGAACCAAACAGCAGAGAAAUCUCAUUUUAGAAAUAAAGAGAAUUCUACCAAACAAGAUUCGCCUUGCAGCAAGGACAGGCUGUCAACAAAUUUCUGCAAGAAAGUGAAGGACAUUGGCAAAUGCUCCGUGCCCUCGGUGCGGAAACAAUGCUGCUCCACCUGCAAGAGGCCCUGGGCUGUUAGCAAAAUGGAGCCCCAGAACCCACCAAGCCUGAAUCCAUGAUAUGCCUGAGAACUUCUCAAAAUCCAAAGCUAAGGAAUGUGAAUGUUAUUGAGCACCACUGCCUUUCUUGCUAUUUUCUGUGGAACAUUAAACCACUCCAAAUUCAGGGUUAUUUGUAGCAAACAUUUGAAAUGGUCGACUUGCUUUUUAAAUAUGUUCUAUAGUAUAUAUAUAUUUCUAUUGUCACUAUAUCUAUUUAUCUGUUAUCUUGCUUUCCUCCUCCUUAAAAUAUGGCUAUGGUGCUACCUUUAUGAAUCAUUUUUGUCAUGUUGUGUUCACUGUUUGCCUGAGGCUGUAGAAGUGACAUCAACACCUUCAUCCUUAUCCUGCAAGCAAGAA
Molecule: messenger RNA, 1322 nt
Organism: Anolis sagrei ordinatus
Lineage: Eukaryota; Metazoa; Chordata; Lepidosauria; Squamata; Anolidae
Gene: ADAMTS12
Product: ADAM metallopeptidase with thrombospondin type 1 motif 12
Biological process (GO): proteolysis; extracellular matrix organization
Cellular component (GO): extracellular matrix
Molecular function (GO): metalloendopeptidase activity
Source: RefSeq, a predicted model, not a curated record